Messenger RNA from Cryptococcus wingfieldii CBS 7118, 4626 nucleotides. RefSeq names its product STE/STE11/CDC15 protein kinase. The transcript has 8 exons. The record is from RefSeq and is a predicted model, not a curated record. NCBI's taxonomy places the organism in Eukaryota, Fungi, Basidiomycota, Tremellomycetes, Tremellales, Cryptococcaceae. The coding region runs from base 1 to 4626 and encodes 1541 amino acids. Gene Ontology annotation, biological process: protein phosphorylation. Gene Ontology annotation, molecular function: protein kinase activity; ATP binding.
AUGUCGGACCCCCACUAUGCCUCCCCCACCGCAGCCUCCACACAACACCACAUCAACGAACAACAUGUGCCGACUGGCAGAGGACUCAAGAGCUUCUUUACCAGAGUCACGUCGCCCACGCCGGGGGAAGCGCCUGCUGGUCGGUCCCGGUUCAAAUCUUUCAUGGGCGAUGCCGCGAGCAAAACUGGACCGGGAUCCAAGCUUGCGCCCACUAGGCAAGGCAAUGCGGGUCAGCCGAUAGAAGCCCUCGGCACAAGAAGGCGGACGUUAUCGAAAGAUGUCCAUGGCAGGUCGUCGGUAGCGGACCAGACGAGAAAAGGGUCGCAGUUGGAUCCAUCUGUGCCCACUGUGGAUAUGAGAAAGCACAUUCGCUUCAAUCCCAAUGUGCUACCUCGAUUGCAAAAGGGUGAUGAUGGGAAAUGGCAGCCGCCGUCGCUUUCGAGAGGUUCCAUGUCGACGUCGGCUCUGCAUCAAAUGCAGGAGCAAGACCCGAAUGUGGUGCCCACCAUCAAUCCGAAGAAGGGACCGCAGCACGCGUUAUCAGGUCUAUUUCAUCCUUCAACGCGGAGGAAGAGUAGCGUCCCUGCGACGUACAAGAAGGCAGAGGAUGAUCUGGCGAGAACGACAAAAAGUCCGACUCGAGGGCUCAAGACCAAAGUGACAGUCGAAGAUCUUCAGCGGACUAUAAGUCCUGGUGCGGUCUCGCCAACUUUGCGUGCCCCGAGAACCCCCGUUUCUCCCAUGUCGGUCCCAGUUCCCCCGACAUCAAGCGUCGCUCCGCCCUCCCAUCGUCCUCCCCAAUCGCCUCCAUUGUCCAAGACCCCUCAACCAGCGUCUCAACCAACUGUGCCUGUCUCACAGAGCACAGUCAGGCGACCUACUUCUCUCCCUGCACCCCUCCCUCCUCCCGACGUACCUACUCAUGCAAGACAAGCGUCCGACAUUGCCGCAUUACCGCCCGCUGCAACCCCUCCCCUCUCUCGAGAACACUACCUCCUACGCCUUUCGACUUCCUUCAUUGUCAAAUUCUUGACGCCUGUCGUCCGAGGGUCCAGCUUUGUGCAGGGCGACAAGGGCUCAGAGAUCAGGCGAUUGGCGGAUGAACGGCUGGCAGUGCUGGUCAGGAUGGAAAGGGCUUGGGGGUCGGAUUGGGUCAAGGCCGCGGGAACCUUGAACGAUUCUCAGCCAGGGCAAGCACAAGCUGCUACAGCUCCGAUGGAGACGAGGAUUCGAGCUGCGUAUGUUGGCGAGAGGUCCAAGGAGCGGGAGAGAAAGGCUUGGCUUGAAGCCAUGCGAGAUGGUAUACUGUUGUGCUUCCUCUUCAACCAACUAUUCCCAUAUAGCCCGGCUCAUAUCACCAGAGUCAACAUCUCAGAAGAUGGCAUCAAUCGCUCGACCAACGUGACCCGCUUCAUCGCCGCCUGUCAAACCGCGGGUUUGCAGGAGAGAGAGUCGUUCGAAUUGUCAGAUUUGAAGGGAGGCUCGGAGCUCGGUUUGGGAAAGGUUGCAGCAAGCGUUGUUGCACUGGCUCGUAUCGCUGGUCCCUCCCGUUCCAAGUCUCCCGUUGGGUCACGACCGGCUAGUCGUCCUGGGUCUCGAAUGAGUAAUGCCACGCCGACCAACAGCCCUCCGCCCACCCCAAAACAACCGAUCUUUGAGAUCGCUAGCCCUUCAUCUAUGAUGUCAGCCAAACCUGCCAGUACCCCGACACGGCCGUCGCCUUUUCCUCGCUCGACGACUCAGCCUAUUUUGUCUCCUACAAUCCGCCCGAAAUCACCGCCAGCGUCCCCGAUCUCACCAGUCCGUUCCACAUCGUCCAGAAGCACUACGCCUGUAGGAGGGACCCCGAGUCUUCAAGUGCGCCCUGUGUUACGUCCUCGUAACAUCACAGGAUCCAGAGCGUCGGUGUCAUUCGCCAGUAACGUCUCCACAUCUGUGCCCUCCGCAUCCUCGGACACCGGGAAUAGGUCAUCUCAACCUUCACUUUUGACUCAUUCACGUGAGCGGACCCCCAGUCUGAUCAGCUCGGAUUCACGGCCAACAUCGGCAUGGACCCGUUCCAGCGGGACCUUCUCGGUCGCAGCUACGGUGCUUGGUGGGAAUGAGACGAAUGCUGUAGAUCUUACUGAAGCGGCAGUGGAUCAGGAUGGUGCCCGUAUGCGUGAACGCCGGAUGAGUGGGACUACCUUGCAGAAUGCGAGACAGAAGAUCUUGGGGACGCUCCUGAGCAGCGAAGAUCUGCCAGAAGACCUUCGAAACUCUGUCACGAAUAACAGUAUGAACAGCGCAGAGGACGAGGCAUUGAUGAACUCUCUUGCGGCUCUCGAAGGCCGACGCGCAUCCCCUCUGGUCAAAACAGAUCCCACCCCACCACCUCGGCCUUCAAAUCGUCGAUGUUCCACCAGAGAGGUUGCGAGGCAAGAAGUUGAUCCUGUCAAAGAAGAGGACGAGCACACCCAAAGCUCCGGGUCUCCAAGGAUCAAGCCGUCUCUGACUCUGACUCCCACCUCUCCCGAGCGUCCCGAACGCCUCGCGAGGGUGGUCAGUGCAAGCGGCAAGUUCUAUAUCCCCAAGAGGUCUAUAUCGCCCGCGUCUAACGUCAGUACGCCGACCGGCGUGGCCUUUGCACAUCUUUCUUCUGGAUCUCCAACGCCGGAAUUGUCUUCGACCCACUUUUCGGAUAGGCUCACUCGUGGGACCAGUCCCCCACCUCAGAUCGUCGGCCGAGCUGUGCCGCCGAUUGAGAGGGGCACAAGACAUCACAGCUUCACUUUUGUGCCUGCGUCACAAGAACCAAUCUCUCCUGUGCGCCCUAGACAACCACGAAACAGCAGCAUGGUCGAUGUGAGCUCCAAGUCUAUGCUUUCAAGAGAAGCCUCACCUUCAGGUGCCGUCAAAAGACCGCGGACCAGUCAAAGUCUGCAAGUUCUGGAGUUUCAUGAGAAAGGCGAGCCCGUUGUCAGAUAUCAAUUGGGUGACUGUAUCGGACGCGGUCAAUUUGGAUCUGUCUAUCGAUCUUUGAAUCUUGGGACUGGACAAAUGUCUGCUAUCAAACGAAUCAGGCUAUUUGGCAUGCCAGAGAACGAGGUUAAGGAUGUCAUGCGAGAAGUUGAGCUGCUGAGAAGGCUAUCCCACCCCAGCAUCGUCAAGUACGAAGGGAUGUCUAGGGAUGAUCAAUACCUGAACAUUGCUCUAGAGUUCGUCGAGAAUGGCUCUUUGGGUCAGACCCUCAAGGCUUUUGGUACUUUCAACGAGCAAUUGGUGUCCUCCUAUGUUGCAAAGAUAUUGGAGGGCUUGAACUAUCUGCACUCUCAAGGUGUCGUCCAUUGUGAUCUGAAGUCGGCCAAUAUCUUGUCGACAAAGACCGGCAACAUCAAGCUGUCAGAUUUUGGUGUCUCGCUCAACAUGAAAGCUCUGGAAAAUAUGAAGCAAGAGGCCAAGACCGCUGGGAAAGCUGGGGCACGGCAUGCGUCGGAAGUAGCUGGCACACCGAAUUGGAUGGCGCCCGAGGUCAUCUCGUUGGCGGGUGCAUCAUUUUCGUCCGAUAUUUGGUCACUUGGUUGUACCGUCAUCGAAUUGCUUACUGGCAAGCCGCCGUAUAGUGACGUACACAACAGUAUGACCGUCCUGUUUCGCAUCGUUGAAGAUGAGAUGCCUCCCCUUCCUUCAGGCAUCUCAGACGACCUUGCAGACUUUCUACGCCUCUGCUUCACCAAAGACCCCGAUACUCGGCCUUCCGCUGCUGUUCUUUUCGAGCACAGAUGGUUGACGUCGUUGAAUCCUCAAUUGACGGUACUGCGCUCGCAAGACAGUCUCCCAUUUCUGUCGAGGGUCAGUAUGGACUUUCGUCGUACAAGCAGCACCCAGCUCUUCCAACAGAGCGACGCGACUCCCGAGACUGUCGCCCCUGAACCGCCGGCCACUCCGGUUCAGAAAGAAGCCAAUACCCCCACCAAGGCGCAUGUCCUUGUGAAGACAACUUUCGGGAAAGCUAUCGCCUGCAGACUCUGUGAUUCCCUUGUCAAGAAGGGUGUCCUAUGUCAGGACUGUGGAAUGAUCGCCCACACGUCCUGCGAGAGUGUCGCCAUGUCCAAAUGUGACGUCCAUGAGCAAUUAGCCAUCCUCAAACGCCAACAGGAGCAGCAGACGUCAGAAAUCAGGGGGGGCACAGGGACACCAGCCCCAAGAGCGAGCUUCGAUGGCCGAGACGGGCAUUUCGGAGCUCUUCCUGGCAAGAUUCUGCUGGGCCUGAAACGGUCUCGAGCCUUUUCACCUCCUCGACAAUCCCAAAUUGAUCUACGGGCAUCACUAUCUGCCAGUCCGCGUGGGCAGGACACGGCGUCCCCUUCUGCAAAACGAUAUCAUCAGUCGAGCCCUAGAGAAAGCACAGACACGUCUGAAGGAUCACAUAACGACAGCCUGCAGAACCGAUCAUCGUUCUAUAGCAGUACGUCUGGGUAUGGGAAUCUGGAAGAGGGUCCUGCAAGAGGGGUCACUUCUGGCUUCCAGGGUGACCGUAGAAAUUCAAUGGCGAAAGACAAUAGGAAGAGUCAGGAGAUGGAGAGAGUCAGGACUCUGAGCGGUGUAGAAAGAGAAAGCGGGAAGAGCGAGUGUGUAAUUCAAUGA